Messenger RNA from Anopheles cruzii, 1227 nucleotides. RefSeq lists its product as uncharacterized. The record is from RefSeq and is a predicted model, not a curated record. NCBI's taxonomy places the organism in Eukaryota, Metazoa, Arthropoda, Insecta, Diptera, Culicidae. The transcript is spliced from 5 exons. The coding region runs from base 1 to 1227 and encodes 408 amino acids.
AUGGUCCUGCUGUUGAUUGCUCUCGUGGCAGGAUGCGUGAAAUGCGAAACCAGCAAACACCAGCAACCAGCCACAGCAGCAGCUGCCAAUCGAACGGAACGGUCCGGAUCGCGGACGAACGAGCUGCAACAGUUUGAAGACGCGCUAAUUGACUACGUCAGCGAUUGGUUCGAUCGCAAUUCGCUAGAAUUAGUUCAGAACGCGUUCAGCAAUCGCCAAGCUCGACAAACGGACUCAUCAGGUGGCGGUCCGGUGCAAACGCUCAGCGAGUUCGACCGGACCGUGAUUAAGGGUGUUGCCCGUCUGCUCGGCUCAGCCUCCGAUGCCUUCACGAGCCGCUCCCUAAAACCGUCUUCCGAAUCGGGACGGCUAUUUUUCUUCAAAGGGAUGAAAAAGCUGCUCUGGCCGAUUAUGAUCGGACUGCAGAUUGUCAAAACCGUCCUCGUGAUGAUGUUCCUGCCGAGCAUCAUUGGCUCGCUGGGCAAAAUCGUGGGCAAAGGACUGUCGUCAGUGUCCGGGCUGUCACAUCCGGUGCAGACGGUAGACGAUUUGGAUUUCAAGGAUGCCACCUCGUACAAUGCGGACCACGACUUCGGCAUGAACGACGGCCACGGCUACCUGCCACCGGAUGACAGCCAUCCGUCGGCGACGAACUACAACGGCAUAAUGUACGACCCAUCGGUGAUGGGCGGCCACAGCAAUGCGGCCAACGCCCUGUCCCGGCUCGGCUACGGCGGUGGCCGCGUAACCUACGUCAGCGCGCAGCCCGCGGACCGCCGGAAGCAGCAAUCGGCGAAGAACGAUUUCAAAAUCUUCCACGACAUCCCGAGCAGCAGUCUGUUGCUCACGAACUACGAUCCGUUCUACAGUCCGCUGCUGUCGCGGCUGGACUCCAUUUUCGCCCAGAUGGGCCUGUCCAGCAAGGAGGAACCCUGCCGCCAGAAGCUGGUCUGCCUGAUGUACGCCAACCCGGCCAAGUACGCGCCGUACAGCAACCUUAUCUCGGCGCAGCUCAGCAGGGAACUGGACGAGCUGCGCAAGCCGACCAACGACAAUCCGGAUAUUUUGCGGUUUUUCAAGUACAUGCGAGCGGCAAAGGAUGGCCAGGACGGGGUGGGCUGCGACGGCCACUACAAGGACUGUACCGGCUACAAGGACCUCUCUAAUCCGGCCAUGGUAACGACGUACAACGACAUCAACAAGCUCGUGCACGCCCGGAAACUGUAA